ACACCCGCCUCCUAGCAACCGGAGCUCAGGUUCAGCCUAGAGAGAGAGGAGGCCACCAUGGACCAGCCAGCCGUCGCCACCGCUUCCACCUCAAUAAGGGAAGACCUGGUGGGUGGAGAAUCAUUCAUCACAGCUUCGAAACCAGCCCAAAAGACUUCCUCUUUUGAAAGAGAAGGAUGGUGGAGAAUAGCAUUAACAGAUACUCCUAUACCUGGCACUUACCACUUGAAAACUUUUAUUGAAGAAUCCCUAUUAAAUCCAGUGAUAGCAACCUACAAUUUUAAAAACGAAGGAAGGAAAAAGCCACCUCUUGUGCAAAGAAACAAUCCAGUCCUAAAUGAUCUUCCGCAGUAUAUGCCUCCUGACUUCCUGGACCUGUUAAAGAAGCAAGUGGCUACUUACUCAUUCAAAGACAAACCACGGCCAAGCCCCAGCACACUAGUUGACAAAGAUCAGUCACUUCAGCUUUCUCCGGGGCAAUACAACGUGCUUCCUGCACCAGUUCCCAAAUAUGCUUCCAGGAGCUGUGUAUUUCGCUCAACAGUUCAAAGAUUCCCAACAACCUAUUUUAUUCCCGUAAGUAUAAUGUAGACAGUUAACUCAUGAUGAAUUUGAUGUUUAAAAUACGCUGUGCUUUCUGGAGUGGAGCAAGGUGGCCACAUAGAACCCUCCAGUGAUCGUUCCCCCUAGCAGGAACACCAUUAUCCACACAAUUAUCCACACAAGAAAACACCUCUGUAAGAACCAAAAAGCAAGUGUGGGAUCGCAAUACCAGGUUUUAACAUUGUAUCAAGGAAAGAGGCACUGAAGAGGGUAGGGUAGAAAAGACAGUCUUGAAUUACUGACACUACCCUCCCCCAUCCCCUGGCAGCAGCCACGUGGCAUGAAGAGAGAAUCUGCCCUUGGGGAAGAGGGAAUGCCGUGACGGGGGGACUUUGCACGGGAACACCGUGCUGCCUGUAACAGGGAAAGCAACACAGGACAGAAUUCAGCUAGUGCCCAUGGAGGGAGCAUUUAGACCAGCACUAGCCAGCCAGGAAUUGCCCAUCCCAGCCGUUCGAUACUGAGUUCCAGCUCUCCCUACCACUGUGGGCUGAAGUGCUCUGAGGUCCUAAAUAAGCUUGAAAGGCAGUCUCGGCCACAAGGACUGCAGUUCCUGGGCAAGUUCAGGUGCUCUGCUGGGCUCAGAGGCAGUGGACUUAGGGUACACAAGACCUAGUGAGACACCAGCUGGGGCAGCCAAAGGAGUGCUUGUAGCAGCCAUCCCCCAGCCCCAGGCAGCACAGCUUGCAGCUUCAAGAGAGAGGCCUUCCUUUUGCUUGAGAGGAGGAGAGGGGAGAGUAAAGAGGACUUGUCUUGAAUCUGGAUACCAGCUCAGCCACAGCAGAAUAGGGCACCUCAGGCAGAGUCCUGAGGCCCCCAUACCAGGCCCUAGCUCCCAGACAACAUUUCUAGACACAUCUCUGGCUGGAAGAGAAUCCACUGCCUUAAAGAGAAGGACCCAGUUCUGGCAAGAUUCAUCACCUACUGACUAAAGAGCCCUUGGGCUUCGAAUAAACACCAGCAGUGGCCAGACAACACUCACUGCAGGCCUUAGCCAGUGCUGUGCUGCUUCAGGUGUGAUCCAGCACUUUCCCAGCUACAGUGGUCACAGAGAGAGACUCCUGCUUGAGGAAAGGAGAGGGAGGAGUAAAGGGGAUUUUGUCUUGCAGCUUGGGUACCAGUUCGGCCACAGUGAAGUGGAGCACCAAGCAGGCUCCUGGGGUUCCCAAUUCCAGGCAUUGGCUCCUGGAUGUCAUUUCUGGACUCCCACUGGGCCAGAGGGGAGCCCACUGCCCUGAAGGGAGAGACCCAGGCCUGGCAGCCUUCCUCACAAGCUGACUGAAGAGCCUUGAGUGAACAUUAGUGGUAUCCAGGCAGUACUUGCUACAGGCCUGAGUGGCAUAGAGAGAUUCUUUCUGCUUGAGGAGAGGGGAGGGACGAGUGGAAAAACUUUGUCUUCUGGCUUGGGUGCCAGCUUAGCUGCAGUAGUAUAGAGUACCCAAUAAAUUCCUAAGUUUCCUGACUCC
This is a messenger RNA of Homo sapiens (human), 2069 nucleotides long. It is a transcript of the gene STPG4, whose product is annotated as sperm-tail PG-rich repeat containing 4. The coding region runs from base 58 to 591 and encodes 177 amino acids. Gene Ontology annotation, molecular function: histone binding; chromatin binding. Gene Ontology annotation, biological process: epigenetic programing of male pronucleus. Gene Ontology annotation, cellular component: germinal vesicle; male pronucleus; female pronucleus. NCBI's taxonomy places the organism in Eukaryota, Metazoa, Chordata, Mammalia, Primates, Hominidae. The record is from RefSeq and is marked validated. The transcript is spliced from 5 exons.